Oncorhynchus keta (chum salmon) is the source of this 3707-nucleotide messenger RNA. RefSeq lists its product as uncharacterized. Lineage: Eukaryota; Metazoa; Chordata; Actinopteri; Salmoniformes; Salmonidae. Bases 235 to 1140 code for a protein of 301 amino acids. The transcript has 11 exons. The record is from RefSeq and is a predicted model, not a curated record.
ACAGCUAAGGAAGAAUAUUUCUCUUGUCUCAUUGACUUCUCAAACCCGAAUCCCCAGCCUGGUCUACUUAAUCUGUUUAGCAAGCGUUCCUGCGAUGUUGCAUAUCAAGGUUUAGAAACUGUGGUGAUACAGUCACUUAUAACUCCUCCUGUUUUCUAAACAGAAUUUACUGAAGCAGGAAGAAGAAAAGCGAAACAUUUUUUACAGAACCAGAAGGCAAGACCACAGACUAAAAUGUAUCCAUUCAGCCUGUUUGUUUUUUUGGUGUUCCCGUAUCAAGCUUGCUUAGCAUGCUCUCCCAUCAAGAAAAUGGACAGGUGUGAAGAUUUGUGGAUGGGAAUUGGAUAUGUGUACCCAUAUGAAACUCCGGCUGGAUCUGAAAUUGAGGUGUACUCAAACAAUGUUAGUGGAGAUUUUAUGACUCCAAUAGCCUACCGUGGCAUGAACAAGCCUUUUGAGGCACAUCUCUCUGAUAAGGUGAUAAAUGUGAACAACAGUGCUGUCAUCCUCUCUGAAUGCCUAAAUCUAACAUUCAAAUAUUUGUAUGUUCUCCAGGGCAAGGUGGAGGAGUGCCAUUUGUAUUACAUUGUUGCAGAGAGGGAGCAUGUGGAUAUGAUAACUAUCAAUCUGACUGACAAUCUGACUGACACCUCGGACAACACAUCAGCUGGUUUUCUGGUUCUGCUGCUGGGCAUUGCUGGUUUCUUAGUGUACAGAUAUGGCAACAUUUCUUGGAGAGACAAACAUCCGGACAACGGAGAACCUGAUGAUCCAGCUGCUGGGGACGCUGAGUCUCUCCGAUCUGCGCUUGUCAUUGGCAGGGACCAGGGGGAUGGGGUGGAAGAGGAGAGGGAGCCACCACACAGUCAGGAGACACAUGUUGAGUCCUCUCUGCUGAAUGGGCAUCUUGUGAACAGCAGACAAGGAGAGAGAGGUGAGCCAAGCGAGAGGUUCGUUCAGCCAAUGGGCCGUGAGGGAACAGAUAAUGAAUUCCCUCAGAAGAGACAUGCUGGAUUUCCUCUGGUGAAUGGAAACCAUAAGGCCAGGGUUAACGAUGAGACAAAGGAAGCGACUCCUGGUGCACAGAGUCCAGGACCUCCUCAGAUGAAUGGAGGACCUCCCAUGUCUGACAGGUUGUAGAACAACCCUGUUGGUCAGCGGAUGAAGAAAACUGCUCUGGUGAACAAGCAGGACCAGGACUGGUCAGCAACGGCAUGAAGCCAGUUGAAAAUAUAUAGCAUAUAAGAUGAAACUAUGUGUAAAUAUAAUAAAAUAUAACAUGAUAUACACUGUAAUAUAGAACAAUAUAAUAUGACAUUAUAUAAUAUCGUAACACUUACUUGAAGCUGCUUCUUGUAUAGUGUUAUAUAUUCUAAUGAAUGCAUUAUUAACAACAUGAAUGAUGCCUUAAUGCAUACAUAGGACAUAACUGUAUAGUCAAAUUAUAAUAUAAUACUGUGCUGGUAAGCUGCUAGUUGUGGGGUUGCCCCCAGCUGUGGUGUCUAUCAUUCAGAGUAUCUACACUCAACUGUGGUUCAAAUCCAUAGUUUUCAGCUUAGUUGUUACCGUAAACUAGCACUUCUUAGAGACAAAGUUAUGGGACAUGCUGUAUAACUACUUACCAUUCUGAAGUGUAACAGUCAGGUUUUUAUGUAACAAUUGUUAAUCCCUUUUUAAAUGUUUAUUUCUAUAUUUGUUUGCUUGAUUAGAUUGAAUUAGUAUGACUAAUGCAUUAUUUUACCCUCCCGUAUAGAGGGAUAUUAUUUUACCCUCCCGUAUAGAGGGACAUUAUUUUACCCUGCCGUAUAGAGGGAUAUUAUUUUACCCUCCCGUAUAGAGGGAUAUUAUUUUACCCUCCCGUAUAGAGGGAUAUUAUUUUACCCUCCCGUAUAGAGGGAUAUUAUUUUACCCUCCCGUAUAGAGGGAUAUUAUUUUACCCUCCCGUAUAGAGGGAUAUUAUUUUACCCUCCCGUAUAGAGGGAUAUUAUUUUACCCUCCCGUAUAGAGGGAUAUUAUUUUACCCUCCCGUAUAGAGGGAUAUUAUUUUACCCUCCCGUAUAGAGAGAUAUUAUUUUACCCUCCCGUAUAGAGGGAUAUUAUUUUACCCUCCCGUAUAGAGGGAUAUUAUUUUACCCUCCCGUAUAGAGGGAUAUUAUUUUACCCUCCCGUAUAGAGGGAUAUUAUUUUACCCUCCCGUAUAGAGGGAUAUUAUUUUACCCUCCCGUAUAGAGGGAUAUUAUUUUACCCUCCCGUAUAGAGGGACAUUAUUUUACCCUCCCGUAUAGAGGGAUAUUAUUUUACCCUCCCGUAUAGAGGGAUAUUAUUUUACCCUCCCGUAUAGAGGGACAUUAUUUUACCCUCCCGUAUAGAGGGAUAUUAUUUUACCCUCUCGUAUAGAGGGACAUUAUUUUACCCUCCCGUAUAGAGGGAUAUUAUUUUACCCUCUCGUAUAGAGGGACAUUAUUUUACCCUCCCGUAUAGAGGGAUAUUAUUUUACCCUCCCGUAUAGAGGGACAUUAUUUUACCCUCCCGUAUAGAGGGAUAUUAUUUUACUCUCCCGUAUAGAGGAUAUUAUUUUACCCUCUCGUAUAGAGGGACAUUAUUUUACCCUCCCGUAUAGAGGAUAUUAUUUUACCCUCCCGUAUAGAGGGAUAUUAUUUUACUCUCCCGUAUAGAGGAUAUUAUUUUACUCUCCCGUAUAGAGGGAUAUUAUUUUACCCUCUCGUAUAGAGGGACAUUAUUUUACCCUCCCGUAUAGAGGAUAUUAUUUUACCCUCCCGUAUAGAGGGACAUUAUUUUACCCUCCCGUAUAGAGGGAUAUUAUUUUACCCUCUCGUAUAGAGGGACAUUAUUUUACCCUCCCGUAUAGAGGGAUAUUAUUUUACCCUCUCGUAUAGAGGGACAUUAUUUUACCCUCCCGUAUAGAGGGAUAUUAUUUUACCCUCUCGUAUAGAGGGACAUUAUUUUACCCUCCCGUAUAGAGGGAUAUUAUUUUGCCCUCCCGUAUAGAGAGAUAUUAUUUUACCCUCCCGUAUAGAGGGACAUUAUUUUACCCUCCCGUAUAGAGGGAUAUUAUUUUGCCCUCCCGUAUAGAGGAAUAUUAUUUUACCCUCCCGUAUAGAGGGAUAUUAUUUUACCCUCCCGUAUAGAGGGACAUUAUUUUACCCUCCCGUAUAGAGGGACAUUAUUUUACCCUCUCGUAUAGAGGGAUAUUAUUUUACCCUCCCGUAUAGAGGGAUAUUAUUUUACCCUCCCGUAUAGAGGGACAUUAUUUUACCCUCCCGUAUAGAGGGAUAUUAUUUUACCCUCCCGUAUAGAGGGAUAUUAUUUUACCCUCCCGUAUAGAGGGAUAUUAUUUUACCCUCCCGUAUAGAGGGAUAUUAUUUUACCCUCUCGUAUAGAGGGAUAUUAUUUUACCCUCCCGUAUAGAGGGACAUUAUUUUACCCUCCCGUAUAGAGGGACAUUAUUUUACCCUCCCGUAUAGAGGGAUAUUAUUUUACCCUCCCGUAUAGAGGGACAUUAUUUUACCCUCCCGUAUAGAGGGACAUUAUUUUACCCUCCCGUAUAGAGGGACAUUAUUUUACCCUCCCGUAUAGAGGGACAUUAUUUUACCCUCCCGUAUAGAGGGACAUUAUUUUACCCUCCCGUAUAGAGGGACAUUAUUUUACCCUCCCGUAUAGAGGGAUAUUAUUUUACCCUCCCGUAU